This is a messenger RNA of Microstroma glucosiphilum, 3250 nucleotides long. RefSeq lists its product as hypothetical. Bases 126 to 2939 code for a protein of 937 amino acids. NCBI's taxonomy places the organism in Eukaryota, Fungi, Basidiomycota, Exobasidiomycetes, Microstromatales, Microstromataceae. The transcript has a single exon. The record is from RefSeq and is a predicted model, not a curated record.
GGCAAGCAGGGCAAAGCACACCUUGACAUCCAUAUCAACACCAUCGCCAUCAUCACACUGGCUCAUUGCUGAAUCUUCACCCACAUUGCUACGUCUUGGAGGCGAACACUGCUGCUUAAGCGACCAUGUUCAUCGCUAGGGACUCGCCUCCCCGCAAGCAGAGAGCCCCCUCAGCAACGCCUACCCAAAGCGAGAAGAGUCCGGUGCACCACAAGAUGGCGUCUCAGUCAGAAGCGGCUGAGGACUUCGCUUUCCCCCCUCUGGACCAAAUGGGCAGCUUCAAGAAGUCUCACAAGAGUACUUUCAGCGUCUCAGGUCCCGGAAGUCUCGUUGGGGACCGGCCUAGCAAUGUCAGCCACAAGGUCACCUCUUCCCUUCCUCGGCCUAGUCCCAACCGUGCCGGGACCCUCUAUGACACCGCGGCCACACGAGCUGCCAAGGCGGGUAUCAGUCUCAGUCUAAUAGACUCGGCAGCAUCUGCAGGCGCAUCCGAGCAUGUUCGUCCUAGGAGCUCGCUCACGCGCCUCGACCAAGCCCGACAGGAAGCAGGUGGUGAGACUCCCCGAGCAGUCAAGGAGGCCAAGAGUCGCUUUGAGAAUGGCGCGACAUCGGAGAGACGGACCAUUGAUGUCCAAUCUGUUCAGCUUGUCGUCGAUCAGCCUAAGCUUCCGACUCUCUCCUCGCCCACCAAAGCCAGGGCUGCCGCUUCUCAGCAAACUCCAAGGCAGGCUUCGCCCUCCAAAGGCCAAUCGGCUGUAGACGCCGAAUUCGAGAGGAAGCUUCUAGCAGCUAUGGAAGGAGGAGUCAAUCCCUUCUUGGACAAGCGCAAAGCCACAAUGAGAGGCGCAGCGUCGACGGCGACUCCUACUGCACCUGCACUUGCAGACGAGUGGGGAGUAAUGGCACCUGAUGCUACGCCGCGCCGAGCUGCCCACUCUUCGACAUUGCCCAGCCCUAUACGACAGACCCCACAACAGCAGAAGCCGCUAUACAAUGAAGAAGAUUCUGCUACUCCUCGAGCAGCUCGUGCCAUUCAGCGAGAGGUUGCUUCACCGUACACUGCCACGCCAGCUAAGCAAGUUUCACCCGACUCUGACAUGAUCCGCGAGCCGGAGCGCACCGUGGCCCGAGAUGAAGAACCUUUUCAGCCAUCCUCGCAAGCUACACACGGAAGCCAACAAAUGGAGGUAUCGGAACCAACACCCGUGGCGAAGUCUCCUCUCCGUAGCCCAAGCAAGCGAAUCGACUCGUUUCUGGAUACUAGCGAUGACGGACCAUCCACCAAGGAGCUUACUGCCAAACUCAACGGUCUCCAGAUUGAGUACCACUCCUUGCAGCAGAAGCUACAGGGCGCACAGGAGGAUGCUCAGGGAUGGCAGUCGGAGGCUUCGCGUCUCGAGACGGAGCUUGCCGAGGCGCAGCAGGCGAAGCUCGAGGAGGCCACUAGGGCUGCAGCGCCCAAUGGAGCCUUUGCUGAGACGACUGCUGCGACGGGAGACGAAGUACUUCGACGCAAGUACGAUGAUCUCAAGCUUGCUUAUCAGGACCUGAAAGUGGCCAAGGACGAGGCGGUCUGGAUGGCCCUCUGCAGCACUGAGACUGGACUCGACGCCCUUCGCAAGGCGCAAUUUGAGCUGAUCUGCGCCAAGCAGGAAGCAUACCACGAAGCUGCCCGGAGGGCGGAAGAUGAGCAGCAGCUGACCAGGGCUGUGAGAAUUGCCCGGAGUCGUGGACAGAAGGUGAAAAAUUUGGCCGCUGCCAAUGCCGAAUUGGAGGAGCAGCUCGAGCAGGAAGUUGAGAAGAAUGCCCGACUGCGAGAAGAGCUUGAGACGGCCAAGAAAGCAGCUCUCAGGAAGGCUCCAGUUGCAUCGACUGCCAGCCUUGGCGCUGCCAGAAGGCGAGCUAAUCCGGCCGCUUUUGCCUCGGACGCGGCCCCUUCCUCCUCGGAAAUGGACGUAGACGAGGAAGAUGGAGAUUCGUCCUUUGCCGCCCAUGCCGUCAAGACAUCCUCGCGAGUCACCGGCGCAACCAAGAGCAUCCCUACGUCUCGUGCUGCGCCUGCCAAGAGCUCCUCUUCUUCCGUCUCUUCAUCUAACGGUCUCCGAGAAAAGAUCAUCGCCAGAGCCGAGCCUCAGCCUCGCAAGCGACCGGCGUACCCUGUACUGGAAGACGACUCAGACAAGGAGUCGGAAGAAGAAGCACAAGUCUCCGAUGAGCAGGACGAAGAAGACGAACAGGCAGAGGUUGAGAAUGACAGCUUCGUCGUACUGAAGCCUUCAGCUACAGCUAGCAAAGCGGCCGCUCCUGCUGCUUCCACCAGGAAAGCUCCUGCUGCUGCUGCCGCCGCCGCCGCCGCUACGCUCAAGGCCAAGACUACGACAUCGUCCGGCAGCAGUCUUGCCAGCAAGCGCUCUUCGGUCAUCUCCUCGACGUUGACGGCCUCGACGGCCGCUUCGCGCAUCCGAGCCCAGGAGGCACGCGUAGCACAAAGUCCUCCUGCCGCUGCUCCCGUCAAGAAGUCUGCGCCCAUCAAGGCAACUCCUCUUGCCACUUCCAAGUCCUCCUCUGCCACAGCAGCUAGCAGGACAGCAGCAGCGGCCAAAGCUGCCGCGGCCGCGGCCGCAGAAGCAGAAGCACUCGACGCGACCAAGAAGAAGAAGCGUCGUCUCCUCGGUGGCGGAGGAGCCGGGGCCAAUCCUCUCCUCUUUGGAGGCACAGGCGCCGCUAAUGGACCUGCAGGCAAGAAACUCCUCGGAUCUGGAGUUGGAGCUGGCGAGGACGAAGAAGCAGAGAAUCUCCUCAACCCUACGUUGGACUUGCCCGUCACGCUGAGCCCUGUCAAGGGCUUUGGAGGCAAGCUGGGUAUGGGUACGGGGGUGGGGACGGGACGCUUUGGCCUUGGCGGUAAAGCUGGUGGUGGGAAGAGCAUGUUUGGUUGAGGUGGGAAGAGAGGAAGAGGGAGGAGAGGAGAGGAGAGCUCUGCUUCUGCCCUGCCUUGCUUGCUUGCUUGCUUGCUGUUGUGCGUUUGAUCCCGAUCCCAAUGAUAUCCAUACAGUCGCGUCAGACUUGCAGGGGUGACAGAGGUCCUGCUGCCAUUAGCCGGUGAGAUCUAUAAUACAAGUAUAUCCUCGGUGAUAGGAUUUGAUCAUCCAAAGGCCAUCUUCCUCGCUAUUCUCCUCCUCUCCUCAAUCAUCUCCUUUGUCACUGCACUUCGUCCCUUUCCACCAGCACCAGUACCAGCACCAACAAC